GAAGUGACCAGGCGGUGGCGGCGGCGGUAACGGCGGCUCUGCCGAGGUGACAAUGUGUUAGGAGCCCUCGUUCGGUCUCCUGCGCCUCUACGGCCUCGGCGCCCGCUCUCGCGGCGCUCGCGGAGCCCUCUAGCCCGCCGCUGCGCUAUGAGGGCGCUUCUCUGGGGCUGGCCCAGGCCGGAGCCAGCUUGCUCCGCUCCCGGGGAAGUGUGAAGAGAGAGGCGCGGGCGGGAGCCGGGGCUGCGCGCGGCGUUCGCGGGCCGGCGCGGGUUCCAGGUGAGCGCGGGCUCGGCGCACCCGGCACUCUCGGCGCGGCCGACCGGCGCCUGCUGGGCUGGUCGGAAGCUGAAUCCCGCGUGUGGACUGCUGUUCCCUCUUCGCGGGAUCCUUGGCCACGAUAGCAGAUGCAUUUUGUAGGAGUAUUUCGAGGAUGAAUGUUUGCAAAUCAUUUUGAAAUUGCCAAAUGCCACAUACAUGGGAUGCAUCCUGCUUUUAUCUUGGAGUUCACCUCUGUGGCUUGGAGUUAUCACUGUAGCAUCUGUCUUCAAUCUGUGUGUUAACUAGAAAUCAAAAGAAGACAUGAGGAGUGAAUGUAACAAAUGUGAUGACAAGAAGGAGAGAUCCCUGCUACCUGCACUCAGGGGUUCUCCUGACGUAUCAACAUUGGCUAGAUUCCAGGAUAUACAGAACCCAAAGCAUCCUUCCAUGCUCUAGAGACACCUGUAUUUCUCCCUAAUCCUUUGGUUGUUCAAGUGAUGUGAUCAAAGCAAGAUGAUUUCAGCUCUUUUUCCUAAUAAAUUAGGACCUUAUAUCAACUGAAAUGUAUCCCUUAUCUUAUGCUGAGAAAUUUCACAGUUCCUUGGGUAAACUCAGAACUGUUAUUUCAAGAAAUCAAGAAGGGCCAGGAGAAAUGGGAAAGGCUGUGCUGAUUCCUAAAGAUGACCAGGAGAAAAUGAAAGAGCUGUUUAAAAUCAAUCAGUUUAACCUUAUGGCCAGUGACUUGAUCGCCCUUAACAGAAGUCUACCGGAUGUGAGAUUAGAAGGGUGCAAGACAAAGGUCUACCCUGAUGAACUUCCAAACACAAGUGUAGUCAUUGUGUUUCACAAUGAAGCUUGGAGUACUCUCCUUAGAACUGUUUACAGUGUUAUAAAUCGUUCCCCACGUUAUCUGCUCUCUGAGGUCGUCUUGGUAGAUGAUGCCAGUGAAAGAGAUUUUCUCAAGUUGACAUUAGAGAAUUAUGUGAAAAAUUUAGAGGUGCCGGUAAAAAUUAUUAGAAUGGAAGAGCGCUCUGGGUUAAUACGUGCCCGCCUUCGAGGAGCAGCUGCUUCAAAAGGGCAGGUCAUAACUUUUCUCGAUGCACAUUGUGAAUGCACCUUAGGAUGGCUGGAGCCUUUGCUGGCAAGAAUAAAAGAAGACAGGAAAACAGUUGUAUGCCCCAUCAUUGAUGUGAUUAGUGAUGAUACCUUUGAAUAUAUGGCUGGGUCAGACAUGACUUACGGGGGUUUUAACUGGAAACUGAAUUUCCGUUGGUAUCCUGUUCCCCAAAGAGAAAUGGAUAGGAGGAAAGGAGAUAGAACAUUACCUGUCAGGACCCCUACUAUGGCUGGUGGCCUAUUUUCUAUUGACAGAAACUACUUUGAAGAGAUAGGAACUUACGAUGCAGGAAUGGAUAUCUGGGGUGGAGAGAAUCUUGAAAUGUCUUUUAGGAUUUGGCAAUGUGGAGGCUCUCUGGAGAUUGUGACUUGCUCCCAUGUUGGUCACGUUUUUCGGAAGGCAACUCCCUACACUUUCCCUGGUGGCACUGGUCAUGUCAUCAACAAGAACAACAGGAGACUGGCAGAAGUUUGGAUGGAUGAAUUUAAAGACUUCUUCUAUAUCAUAUCCCCAGGUGUUGUCAAAGUGGAUUAUGGAGAUGUGUCAGUCAGAAAAACACUAAGAGAAAACCUGAAGUGUAAGCCCUUUUCUUGGUACCUUGAAAACAUCUAUCCGGACUCCCAGAUCCCGAGACGUUAUUACUCACUUGGUGAGAUAAGAAAUGUUGAAACCAACCAGUGUUUAGACAACAUGGGCCGCAAGGAAAAUGAAAAAGUGGGUAUAUUCAACUGUCAUGGUAUGGGAGGAAAUCAGGUAUUUUCUUAUACUGCUGACAAAGAAAUCCGAACCGAUGACUUAUGCUUGGAUGUGUCUAGACUCAGUGGACCUGUAAUCAUGCUAAAAUGCCACCACAUGAGAGGAAAUCAAUUAUGGGAAUAUGAUCCUGAGAGACUCACCUUGAGACAUGUUAACAGUAACCAAUGCCUCGAUGAACCUUCUGAAGAUGACAAAAUGGUGCCUACCAUGCAGGACUGUAGUGGAAGCAGAUCCCAACAAUGGCUGCUAAGGAACAUGACCUUGGGGGCAUGAAGAUUGUUUCCCCAAAGCCAUGAAAGCAUCUACACUUUUGUUUUUCCAUUAUUUCAAUUAGGGAAAGAUAUUAACUUUGCUGAAUUGAAAGUUUUAAAAUCCUUUUAGUAUUCUAAAAUACAGUUGUUUAUAAUUCAUUUUUAGGAAUGUUUGCUUAUUUCCCUACUAAAAUUUGUAUCUGAUCAAAAGAAGCACAUACCAUAUAUAAAUAACAGCAAACUGUUAUUAAGCAAACAUCAGAACAACUUGAAAUAUAAAUUGUGUUUGCUUUAAAAAAAAAAGAAUCUCUGUUGCCCUCAUCUCAUAAGAUCAGUCAGGGCUUUAAUUUUGUUUUUGUCGUAGUGAUUAAAAGAGAAACAAUGUAAAUGCCUUAUAAAAUAUCUUCAUUGUGAUAUAUUAUCAAUUGUUUUAAAAACUCACUGUUUCUAAUGGACCUUCAUGGCAACAUGUUGAAUUUCUAUGUCAACAACAAGGCCACAUAUUGAAUUAUUUCUGAGCAGUGAAUUCAUCAUACAAGAUAAGUUUCAAUUUUGUAGGAAAAAAUUAAAUUGGAUAUUGACUUCUUAUAGAGUCCUUAUAAAAGCAUCACCAUUAAACAAAAUAGAGGAGAGUUUGAAAGUUCAAUUUCAAGUACGUGAAAUCAGAGGAAACUAGCUAGGCAUUGAGGAGAGCAAGAUGAAGUAAAACUGAAAAAAAUAAAUCAUUUUAAAAGACAUUCUCCUCGGUUCCAAUCACUCCUAACACAGGUUGAGCAUAAAAGUCAUCUUGGUCCCAGAGUUGAUGCUGGAAACUACGUUCUUAACCACUGCCUCUGUCUCACAGAAACUACACAGACCAUUUUCUCUUCAUGCUAGAGAGUGACUUGUCUCUAACGCUGUACAGAAUUGUAGGUGAAGGGUAUAGUACUUUCCAUAAUUUUUAAUUCUUUUGCAUUUGAAGGUUCUAGUUAGGUCACUAUUACCAUUUUAAUUGUAUGUUUUAAAAAAUAAUGUGCUACUAUCAGAAUUUCACUGCCAUCCAAUAGUUUCUAAAGUUUUCACCAGGGGCAUGAACUCAAUACACAUCCAUUAAACUUUUAUUUUAAUUAAACUGCUUGAAAUCAUUUGCCAUAAACUAUAGUUCAAGGAAGAAUAAUAAUUAGACCAGCUUCACGUGUUCUUUUUCCAUCUUAAAACCCUCUAUGUUCAAAAUACAUGAGCAGAAGAUGUGAAAAGGAAAGAAAAUUUAUCUGAGAUUCGUGCUGAGCCUUUAGUUUUAGGAUCUGACACUGUUUAAAAUGCUCAUAGAGUUGUUCAGCAUAUGUAUCUUAUUCAUUAUAUGUGCGCUCGGCUGCUAAAAGAAAUUUAGGGGGAAAAUGGAAGAAGCAUCCUCUGGAGCAAAAGAUGCUACAUUUUUGGCCCCAUCUUUUCUUAAAAAUCCCUGAGAGAUACUUUUAAUCAGUAUGGCUACACAAAAAUUCUCUCUUUGUCUCUAUAUGUCUCUCUCUCUCUCUCUCUCUCUCACACACACACACACACACACACACACACACACACACACACACUGCUUUAUAAUGAAAAGGAGGACACUUUCUGAAGGCCAGUAAAAUCCUGUAUGAUUUUCCCAGCUAGCAUCCCCUCUUUUGGCUGUACACUGGUACAACUCUAAAGAUUUCUACAACCUGAAGCAUUUCAGGUUUACUCCUUAAAGUGUACACACCCCUCACCUCAAGGUGGCUGAGAAUCCGUCAAUCUCCUAAAAUUUUAAACAAAAGUUUGAGUGUUGGGGCCUAUUGUUUUGAGGAAAGAAUCUCUAGCUUAGAGCAAACUUCAAAGGAAGCUAUGCCUCCCAAGAGUUAGUGAACCACUGCCUUAAAUAGAUAAGGGCCUCACAAGACAACCGAGGCUUAACUUAACCAUCACAUUUUCCAUUUUUCUCUCUUUUCUUCCUGUCCUGACUAAAAUACAGUAAAAUGUCCCUGCACAGCAUUCUUCCUUAAACUUGAAGAGUUCAGACCCGCAAGGACUCUUGUAUACUAUCUGUUCCACUUAUUGUGGAUUUGCCAAUCAAAAUGCUUACAUUAUCUAUAAAAUGGUCAAUUUUUUUUUUUUUUUCCAGAAUACAGCUGCUCCAUGGAAACUGCCUUUGACACAUUUCAGCAGCAUUUUAAAAAUUUGAAAGUCCGUUAUGGUCAUAGCAACAAUACAGGAAAAAUCAAAACUGUGGAAGUUUCAUGCCAGAGAUUUUCAGAGAACCCUCAGAUAGUUUAAACAUAUUGUUUAAAUGUGAAUUAAGAGUGUUUAAUAAACAAACAAAAAAUGCCAUAAAAUAGAAAACACCAAAACCCAGAAAGCAAUGACUAACAUUCAACUUAAACAAAAAGAUCUAUUUUACUCAGUACAGAACAUUAAAAAUGAUACUGGCUUUACAAUGGAUUCGUCUUAGCUGUGGGGCCAGACUAACAAAUAUUUCAAAUGAUUUCGAAGUUCCCCUUCUGAAGUUUUCCCCACAGCAGUUAAUGCCAAUUCCAUCUUUCCAGAUGUCGGGAUCAAAAACCUCUAGUCACUUUUGAUUCCUCUGUUUUUUCUCUCAACUUUCAUCUAAUCCAUCAGCAAAUUCCCUUGAUUCUAUAUUUGAAAUAUAACCAGAAGCCAACGACUUCCCACCUCAUCCACUGUGUGCCACCACCUCUAAUUUUUUUAAACUGUGGUAUGCUUAUAAUUUGGUUCCCCUGAUUGCCCAACCCUUGCCUCCAACAGUUUGUAUCAGUCACAGCAGCCUUAGUGAUUUUGUUAAACAUCAGUUUGAUUUUCUCCUUCUUUGCUCACAACCCUCCAAUGCCUUUCCAUGUUUAACGAAAUCUCUUAGAGUGGUCUUCAAGGGCCUCUCUCUCCACGCAUGUGCGCGUGAGCCCCCCCCACCCCCUCCGCAUCCUCUCAAGGGCUCCUUUCUGAGCGCAUCUCCUCAUGCCUCCCCUUACUUGCUCCACUCUGGCUGCCAAGCAGGUUUUAGUCUCCUUGUUUUGCUCUCUCUGCCCCACAGAGUUCUGUCAUCUCACUUUCAUUAGGUAUCUCUCCAAAUACUGUCUCAUCUGUAAGGCAAACCCUUCUUCCUCAUGCCCUCCCUAUCCCAUGUAUGUUCUCUGGCAAACUAUAAAUUGGCUUUUUUUUUUUUCCUGUCUACCCUUCCACCUCUCCCCCCACCCUGCUCCCAACAUUCUGAUCACUCACCCUAGAAUGAAGCGCCAUAAAGGCCAGGCUUUGCCAGUUUUAUUCACUGUGGUAUCCCCAGCAUCUAAUAUAGUUCUGGGCUCAAAGUAAGUAUUCUUUAAAUAUUUCUUGAAUUAAUGAACUGAAAGAUGUGUGUUAAAGUUGCUAAGUGCUACUGUAUCAUAUCUUUUUUUUGCACAGUAUUUUAAACUUUAAAAUAAAACCUAGUAAUAUAUUUAGACAAGAUUUGCAUAACUUUGUCUCCAAAUGAUAAUUUUCUUCCUAAUAUUCUUUACGUUAAAGUAUGGACUAUAUUUUGUUCUCUGUGGUAAAAUAGCCUGCCUUAUGGAAGUGAAAUGACAUUUUAUAAACAUGCUGCUAUAUUAUGUAAGUUGCUUUAGGAAGAUAAAAUUUUUAUUUUGAUUUUUUGGUUGUAUUCAAUGGCUACCAGAAGAAGUGAGAUUUUUUACUUCUUGAGUAGAGACGUAUCAUCCUCUUAAAAGUCAUAUGUAUUUUCAUAGUUUCAUAGGUGCUAUUACUAAUUUAUUUUCUAAGUACAAUUCUAUAAAUGGAACACAAACACAGUAACACAGUAACUUUGAGAGGAAUUUACAGAUGAUCUAUUCCUUUUCCAUUUACAAAUUUUAAGACCAACAUCCAGAUAUGUAAUGUGGCCUGCCUAGGGACCAGAUUAAACUAUAAACAGUGUUGCCAGGACUCAUCAUUGUUAAUAUAACCUAAUAUUGUCUUCAAUUAAAAAGCAUUCAAAAAUAAAGUAGAAAGGGUACAAUAAUGAGGAAGAAAUGUCUUCAUUAAACAUUUUGUGAUAAGUACAUUGAUUUUUUUGAGAUAUAUUACUUCUCACUACCUUUCAUAUUUAAAUAAGAUUAGUUCUACAAAAUAAUACCACAGGAAAUAAAGAUCUAUAACAGAAAUAAAGAAAUUAACAGGAAACAGCAUGAAUACAGAACAUCCUGGCAUUACUGGGCAAAAUGGGUUUCCGGGAAGCAAAGCCUCUUGAGCAAUAACAAUGGAGCAUACCCUCCCCUCACUUCUAUUUUCCAUAUAAUUAUGUUCAAGU
Molecule: messenger RNA, 6673 nt
Organism: Lutra lutra (Eurasian river otter)
Lineage: Eukaryota; Metazoa; Chordata; Mammalia; Carnivora; Mustelidae
Gene: GALNT13
Product: polypeptide N-acetylgalactosaminyltransferase 13
Exons: 15
Coding region: 821-2404 (527 amino acids)
Cellular component (GO): Golgi apparatus
Source: RefSeq, a predicted model, not a curated record